UUGCAACUAUCAGUCUCGGACUCACCGCCCGGCUGAGGAGGUGAAAGUUUCUCCACAGGACGAAAAACUACAGAAGACGUUGCAUUGCGUGAUUCUGGCCAACGGUUGAAUAAAAGCGAAAAAAUCUAGCUCUGAAAAAUAAAAAGUAAACGUAGAGGUGGGUGUGAGCGUAUCUGAUUAAGACGCACAACCCUCAAAGCGAAAGCAGAGAUUUGCGCGUGCGUUCAUAUUUUUCUUGCAGUUGCUACUGCAGACUUACGAUGCUCCUUGACGCAGGGCCACAGUAUCCUGCCAUAGGAGUAACUACGUUCGGUUCCUCCAGACAUCAUUCAACAGGCGAAGUCACCGAUAGAGAAGUUGGGUUGGGGUUAAAUCCGUUUGCUGACGGGAUGGGAGCUUUCAAAAUCAACCAUGGUACUCACGAACUUGGUUCUGGACAAACAGCUUUCUCUUCGCAGACUCCGAGCUACGCAGCAGCCGCUUUGGGGCAUCACCACCACCCUGCUCAUGUAAGCUCCUACUCAACUGCAGCGUUCAACUCCACCAGGGACUUUCUGUUCCGAAAUCGGGGAUUCGGUGACGCAGCAAGCGCACAACACAGUCUUUUUGCCUCAGCGGCAGGAACUUUCGCAGGGGCUCAUGGACACUCAGAUGCCACCGGACACCUUCUAUUCCCGGGACUGCACGAGCAGGCAGCCACACAUGGGUCUCCGAACGUUGUAAAUAGUCAGAUGCGUCUGGGGUUUACCGGGGACAUGUACGGCAGAGCAGAACAGUAUGGGCAGGUGACGAGUCCCAGGUCUGAGCACUAUGCAUCGACACAGUUGCACGGUUAUGGUGCUAUGAAUAUGAACAUGGCUGCACACCACGGGGCUGGGGCCUUUUUUCGAUACAUGAGGCAACCGAUUAAACAAGAGCUUAUCUGUAAGUGGAUUGAACCGGACCAGCUGUCGAAUCCCAAAAAGUCUUGUAACAAAACUUUCAGCACCAUGCACGAGCUCGUGACUCACCUCACUGUUGAGCAUGUUGGGGGCCCAGAACAGUCAAAUCACAUCUGCUUUUGGGAAGAAUGUCCCCGGGAAGGCAAGCCAUUUAAAGCUAAAUACAAGCUAGUUAAUCAUAUCAGAGUGCACACGGGCGAGAAGCCGUUCCCAUGCCCAUUUCCCGGCUGUGGCAAAGUAUUCGCAAGAUCAGAAAAUCUAAAAAUCCACAAAAGAACUCACACUGGCGAAAAACCAUUUAAAUGCGAGUUUGAAGGUUGUGACAGGCGGUUUGCGAACAGCAGUGAUCGUAAGAAACAUAUGCACGUCCACACGUCUGACAAACCCUAUCUCUGCAAAAUGUGUGACAAAUCUUACACACAUCCCAGUUCCCUCAGAAAACACAUGAAGGUUCACGAAUCGUCUUCAUCAGGGUCACAACCCUCUCCAGCAGCCAGUUCAGGGUACGAAUCAUCCACGCCUCCAACAAUUGUAUCUCCAUCCGCAGAGAACCAAAGCAGCAGCGCUAUAUCUCCAGCGUCCUCAACAGUGCAUCACGCGACCAGUCAUCACAGCGCGCUGUCGUCAAAUUUUAACGAAUGGUACGUCUAAAAUAUUUUUACGACUGCAGAGUUAGGACUGCUCGGACUCAAAGACCACAAAAGCUACAAAGUAAGCACGGACUGAAACACGUGGAACCGAAAGUUCUUUGGUAAACGGCUGUUUUUCAAAGGUUGAGGCUUGAGCAAUAUGAUAAAACGUCCGACGCCCGAGUUAGGGUCUUGAAAGACUGUACACAGGAUAUCUCAAAUUGCAUGCUAUUUGCGAGUUGCGGCCUGUUUGUAUAUAAAGAUUUACUUGUUUCAUAUGUAAUAUGUAAUUUUGUAAAUAGAUAUAUCACAGUUUAAGGGAUUUUGUGAAAAAUGUGGUCCCCAAAUUUAUGGAAACUGAAAAUGUUGUGAAGAAAUAUGCGGUUAAUAGUCUUGAUUGACAAGAAUGUUACGGUUAAUGUGUACCAAAUGUGAAUUACCCUGUAUGGUUACGCGUCGAAUUAACCGACUAUUAGUGUUAAUGUGAUUUUGUAUACAGUGGAAACAUUUCGUCUCGCAGUCUAGUCUGAGUACAGUAAAUUGUUGUUAUCAAAUGUCAUGUCGAUAAAUCGUAUAGUAAAAGCCUGAAACUCCGUGUCACUCUGUUUAUGUAAAAGGUGAUAUAUAUGUAUAGUAGCCAAUAUACGAACUAUCUGUCAUUUUCCAAAAUUAUCUGUUCAUUGCCUUGGAAAAGUAAAAAAAAAAAAAAAAAAAUAGAUGUGCAGCACAAAUUUCCAUAUUCCUCGCAUGUAAAAGGCUGGUAUCACACAUAUCGAUAUUUAUGGAUAAAUGUCUUUUUAAAUGUUAUGUUGAGUUUAUAAACAUUUUGGUUACAUUUUGUACAGUAUUAAAACUUAAAAUGAAAAUAACUGUUCUUUGAAUUUUUUCCCUAUUAGACUACGGAAUAUAGCCCUUUAUACAUAUCACAUCUUUUGUCGUACUUCGUAACAAAUUCCUGCUUAAACUGAACGCGAAAAUUACAUUCAACAUACAUAUUCCUAUCCUAUAUUUCACCAAAAAUGUAAACGUAGAUCAAUGGCAUGAGAUGAACAAGUAGCCUAAUCCAUUAUGUAAAAUAAAAGUAGGCUAUGCCAAAUGCUCAGACCCAAAAAGUCCGACUGUUCUUAAGAUCGGUAAAAACAAUUAUGUUUGCCACAGACCUUAUAGGCCUAUGAUCAUGGUGCAUUCUCUACCAUCUCGUUUUCAGUUUUAUAAACCAGUAAAACGAACUAUGCUGAGAAUAAAUAGAUGUUAUAAAUGAUCUUUUACCCUGUCGAAUUCAGUCACAAUUAAAAUAGAAUUUUAUUUUAUACAAACAGCAAAUUGUUAAGUUUCAUAAACAUGAUUAAUUAUGCCCAAUAACUGCUAAACGUUUUUUUUUUUUUCCUUUUUUUUUCCUUGGAAGAUAAUCAGUUUCAUGGCGGUUGGCAUGGCAUCUGAAAAACACCGAGACUUUGCUAUGGCUGGAAUGAUGUUAAUCUUGCCGUUAUUUCUUCCUGACUGCAAUAAGCAGACAUCAAGUCAACUGACAAGGGUGAUCACGGGCUUGGCUAACACCAACAACGCUGAGGGAAGGCGCAGAACGGAAUUCAUAAGCUCAAAGAUUGACACAUCUAACGGUUAUAUACGCAUAAGUAAUCAGAAUGUUUAACACAAAGGUUUAAACCACGUGCACAGUUAAAUAAAUCCGACACGCCCACUCGCACUGUGCACACCCCAGGGCAUGUUAGCUUGUGUAGAUUGUAUACAUAGGUUACAUCAUCAACAUAAAUGGGGUGUGAUCAAAUUUAUCUAAAUAUAUAUCGCAAUUCUAAAUAUAUAGCCGGUUCAGUAGGUUAUUGUAUUGCUUGUUUUUUUUUGUUUUUUUUUUUUGUUUUUUUUAAUAAAUGGAGAUUACUUGUGUAAUAUAUUCAUAGGCUCUUGAAUACAUAGCGCCACCUUGCAGUGUAAAAUAUAUUUUGAAAGUUGAAUUUUUCUCAUUAAUAAUAAAUAUGUCUGUCAAAUGGCAAUUCCUUGCCUGUGUUUUGCUGCAUGUGCGUUAGGGUAUAUCUUGAAAUGGCAACUUUGGCAAUAGAAGUAAUUGUUUGACACCGUUUGGAACCGUACACGGUGUUCUACGUGUGCGUUUUGACUUACACACUUAAUGUAUAAUUGCAAUAUUGUGACUGUAUUGUGUGUAUCUACGCAAUACGGCACUACGGACGUUUUUUAAUUUUAACAUUAUUUUUUUUAUGAGCAGCAGUACAGUGUAGUGAUACGGUGUACAUGUUACAUGUUUAUUCACUGCAGUAAAGGCAUAUUUACUCAAUAUCCUAGCCAUCACCGACUAAAUUGGCCACUAUUUAGCCUACAUAUGCCACGGUCUGAAGUCUUAACGCAAAAGAAUAUACUUUAAAAAUCUAUAUAUUUCAGUGCACUACAUAUUUCAUUAGAAGGCGUCGAAGAAUAGCGCGCUUGAGUGAAUUUCAGCUAACUUCCUGCUUCUUUCUCGAAGAGGAAAAUACAACUGAACCCUUUUAACAUGUGUUGAAUGUAUGUGAUAAGCUUUACUGGUGGGGUAAAGUUGAGUACUGUAUCUUAAGUCACUAAGUAAUUGAUAGACUGCAGCUUCAUUUACCAUUUUAUUUUUUAAACAGUUUUCUCAAUUUUGGCUCUUUGUCAAUUCCCUUACGACAAACAAGUUUAUCAUAUUCACUUGCUGGGCCUUUGCAUACAAUCCCUAACUAGAUGAAAAUAAAAUAAUUGCAUAUUUUCUGUUUGUGUAUUGUUCUGUAAAUAAACCUAACAAUGGAAUUGUGGAAUGGUUUGAAGAACAUGUGUGUAUUCUCAGAAAACAUAGGUUAACGCCGAAUAUUAAAUAGGCUACUGAAAGAAAUGCCCCGUGUGUUUCUGAUAAUUCGUUCUUACAAUAGGCUAGACCUACAAUAAACGUAAUUUAUAAGCUCUAAAAUACAGACUGUGUGUGCAUUGACGACUCGUUUACGAUUUAACGGUAGCCUAUUUCAGAUCACGAUCUUAGUCCAUUACAGUCAUGGACAAUAGGCUACAGGCCUAUAUUUCACGUUUCGUUCAUCUCCAGAUUCCUGAUCUUGUAGCCUAAGCCUAAUUGUCAUUUUACACGAGUAGGCUAUGCAUUUUUUUCUGCUGCCUUUGAUGGCUCGAUUUCAUUGCAUUUUUGGUUGAACUUUUAAGGGACAACCUUUAUUAAGUGACUUCAUGAAGAAGCUAAAAUACUUUUGUUCAUUAGCGCCUCUCUCUCUUACUCACAUGCAAGCACACCCGCGCACACAAUCACAUUUAGCCUACUUAUUUUCUUAAGAAAAUAAUCCACCUAACUAAUCUAGAAUCAAGCUCCAGUUGACCAAACACGUUGGUAGCGACUGCUCUGCCACAAUAAUAAUGUAUCUUGCUAUUAUAUGUCAGAGAGAAUCCUGCCUGUUUCCUUAGCAUGUCCCUGUGGGAGCCUAUUCACUUGUAGCCGAAUAAACCAUUGGCCUUACAUGUUGUUACUUUUAUCAACCCCAAUAGCUGAAGUAAAUGAGGAAAUACAUUAACGGUUAUGCAGAUGUCACAUAAGGGUAAAAUGUAAAUGGCAUAGCACUUAUGUUUCAGGAUAAUUACUUCAUGUAAAUUAGUGUGGUGUCAAAAUUAAUCACAGACAAGCUUAUGGAGAUGUUACUCAUAUUAAAUUAAUAGAUUGUCAUUGCCGAUUUAUUUUUCAAAUAUUCUCUCAACGUUUUUGAGUAUUGUUACGUAAGAUUUCAACAGCGUCUUUCAUAA
This is a messenger RNA of Anguilla rostrata (American eel), 5350 nucleotides long. Its product is annotated as zinc finger protein ZIC 1-like. NCBI's taxonomy places the organism in Eukaryota, Metazoa, Chordata, Actinopteri, Anguilliformes, Anguillidae. The record is from RefSeq and is a predicted model, not a curated record. Gene Ontology annotation, cellular component: nucleus. Gene Ontology annotation, biological process: regulation of transcription by RNA polymerase II. The transcript is spliced from 3 exons. Bases 261 to 1592 code for a protein of 443 amino acids. Gene Ontology annotation, molecular function: RNA polymerase II cis-regulatory region sequence-specific DNA binding; DNA-binding transcription factor activity, RNA polymerase II-specific.